Punctularia strigosozonata HHB-11173 SS5 is the source of this 696-nucleotide messenger RNA. RefSeq lists its product as uncharacterized. Gene Ontology annotation, molecular function: protein binding. The transcript has a single exon. NCBI's taxonomy places the organism in Eukaryota, Fungi, Basidiomycota, Agaricomycetes, Corticiales, Punctulariaceae. The annotation marks the transcript as partial. The record is from RefSeq and is a predicted model, not a curated record.
AUGCAUGGUUACCUCCGUCUGUUUGGAUGUGCCUCUUCUCCCGUACAGAAACUCCCCAACGAGAUUCUCGGUCUCGUCUUCACGUCCUCUGCGCCAGCAGAACCGCAUGAUACCUCGAACUCCCUGCGGGCUGCCGUCACGCUAUCCCAUGUCUGCCGCCACUGGCGACGACUGGCGCUCUCUCGUUCCGAGCUCUGGUCCUCAAUAUACCUCCACUUGCCUCUCAGCGACGCACAAGUGGACCGCGCCGGCGCAUGUCUCCUACGCUCGCGCACACGACCUCUCAACGUCGUGAUGGACCUGGCAGAUCUGUCCGACGACGAGGACGAGGAUCCGCACGGUAUCACACAGGAACAGAUGGAAACGCUCUGCCGCGUCUUACUCCCGCACGCAUCACGGUGGCGUCGUAUCAAGCUCGUGACGGACGACUGGGCGCCAAUGCAUCUCUUCCUCCGACAUCUUAUCUCCAUCCGCUCGCUCCCACUGCUCGAAACGGUCGAGCUUCGACGAUGCAACGAGGGCCUCGCGCUCGACGGCGCAGCCUUCUCUCCAGAUACGGUCUCAUUGAGAGAGCCGGUCGCGCUCUUCGACGAAUCGCAAACAGGGUUGGAAGCUUCCCGCGCGCUGCGGAGUCUACAGCUAUUUGGCGUACAUGUGAACUGGCGGUCGCUCGACGUCAGGGGCUUGAGAGAGCUC